Messenger RNA from Solanum stenotomum, 1475 nucleotides. Its product is annotated as heat stress transcription factor A-2-like. The transcript is spliced from 2 exons. The record is from RefSeq and is a predicted model, not a curated record. Gene Ontology annotation, cellular component: nucleus. Bases 172 to 1254 code for a protein of 360 amino acids. Gene Ontology annotation, biological process: regulation of transcription by RNA polymerase II. Gene Ontology annotation, molecular function: DNA-binding transcription factor activity; RNA polymerase II cis-regulatory region sequence-specific DNA binding. NCBI's taxonomy places the organism in Eukaryota, Viridiplantae, Streptophyta, Magnoliopsida, Solanales, Solanaceae.
GAAAUGAAAGAUCCAAAUGGCAAGAUGGUCUGAAACGGUCCGUUACACAUCGCUUUUAGUUAUUUGCUCAAUUUUCCACACACCUCUCAGCUCACCGCUUCCCCCAACUAUAACAUCCUUUAUAUAUAUAUUCUCCCUAAAGAAAGAAACCCAAUUUUGUACUCAACAGUUAUGGAAGAGGAGACAAUGAGAGAGGAUAAAACCAUGGUGAUUGAUGUGAAUGAGAAUGAGAAGAAUGUUAAUGGUGGAGUAGUACUAGAGGUGAAAGAAGAACCAGUUAUAUUUAUUGAUGAAGAUGACAUUAUUGGGGAUUUUACUUGUUCAUUGCCAAAGCCUUUGGAUGGGUUACGUGAUGUAGGUCCACCUCCGUUUUUGAAGAAGACGUUUGAAAUGGUGGAUGAUCCAAAUACAGACUCUAUAAUCUCAUGGAGUAACAAUCAAAACAGCUUUGUUGUUUGGGAUCCUCACAAAUUUUCAAUUCAUCUUCUACCUAAACACUUUAAGCACAACAACUUCUCUAGCUUUAUCCGCCAGCUUAAUACCUAUCGUUUCAGGAAAAUUGAUUCAGAUAGAUGGGAAUUUGCGAAUGAGGGUUUUCAGAAAGGGAAGAAGCAUUUGCUGGUAAAUAUCAAGAGAAGAAAGCAGUAUCCUCAACAAGGAGGAGGAGGAGGAGGAGGAGGAGGAGGUUGUUGCAAGGAUGGAACUGAAGCGGCGGAGAUAGAAAAGCUGAAAAAGGAUCACAACACAUUGAAAAUGGAAAUUCUGAAGCUAAAACAACAACAAGAGAGCACUGAUACGUAUUUAACUACUAUGAAGGAGAGGUUACAGAAUAGUGAAACUAAGCAAAAAUAUAUGGUGAUCUUCAUGGCGAAAACGUUCGACAACCCUCUGUUUGUUCAGCAUCUGAUUGAGAAGAUGAAACAGGGGAAGACUACAACGGUAGAGAAUGGGACCAAAAAGAGAAGGUGGUAUAGUGAUGAAAAUCAAGAGGAGUACACAACGAUUAAGUCGGAGAUACACACACUUUUCUCUUGUGAUGAAUCAUCGAACAGUCCAGUUGAGGAACAAAAAGGUAAGGGAAAUAAUAACAGCAGCCCAGAGAUGGUAUCUGAGAACUAUAUAUUGUGGGAGAAGCUGAUGGAAGAUGACAUGAUUUGUGAGAAUGGAGCAGAAACAGAUAAGUAUCAAAGUGAGAUAGUUCUUGAACUUGAGGAUUUGAUCUCAAACCCAUCCGAGUGCAAGUGUAUGCCUUAAAUUAGCGAUGGUCCAACAACUAGUUAGCAUAAGAAGAUCACAAUGAAUGUUUAUCAGUUGGUAGUAACUAACAAUGUAUAAAGGUUUUUACAGAAGAUGAAGAAAACAAAUUAGUUUGAUAGGGGUUUGGUGCAGCAGAGGAGAAUAUUAAUAUUAAUGUAGAACCAGAAUAUGAAUGUUAGUUUCAUGCAUAGUAUUAGUAGUAAUUAUAAUAUGGUCUU